Emys orbicularis (European pond turtle) is the source of this 3004-nucleotide messenger RNA. It is a transcript of the gene NDST2, whose product is annotated as N-deacetylase and N-sulfotransferase 2. Gene Ontology annotation, molecular function: deacetylase activity; heparan sulfate N-sulfotransferase activity. The record is from RefSeq and is a predicted model, not a curated record. Gene Ontology annotation, cellular component: Golgi apparatus. Bases 365 to 3004 code for a protein of 879 amino acids. Lineage: Eukaryota; Metazoa; Chordata; Testudines; Emydidae. The transcript is spliced from 13 exons.
AGGAAUAGACGCCAAGUGGGAUUCCCCGGCUCCACACACAGCGCGCAGGAUGGCUGACUGAUUUGGGCUUGGAAACAAAGGCGUUUAUAAGCACCCCGUCCUCUCUAGGACUUGGCUGAGAGAGAGGAGUGGCAGAGGGGGCAGCACACGGAGGAGCGAUGGGAAUUGAGGACCAUGGUUACUUGAGAUAAAUGGCAGAUCCCUGGGAGUCUAGUCUAGAAGCUGCUCGCUUUAGUUUUCCCUCGCUCUGCAGCCACUGUUUCUUCUUCGCGAGCUGCUGCUGGGUGCUGCCACGGUGGCGCUGGAGAUCUCCAGGGCGACUUGAGUGCAAAGCUUGAGGAGGGGGUGGGCCGCCCGCCUCACCAUGAUUCAGCUGUGGAAAGUGGUGCGGCACGUGCGACAGCUGGAGCUCCACAGAUUGAUCCUGGUGCUCAUUGCCUUCAGCCUGAUCUCCAUGUGCUUCCUGGCCUACUAUGUUACCAACAGCCCCAAAAUCAAGGAGCCACUGCCCCUGCCCUUCAGCGACUGCAGCAAUCAGCACAGGGUCCCGAUCCCACCCCAGGCCAGCUGGAGGCUCACCAAAUCCGUUGACACCUCGCGCACUGAGCCUGUGGUGCUAGUCUUUGUGGAAAGCAUUUACUCCCAGCUGGGGCAGGAAAUUGUGGCCAUCCUGGAAUCCAGCCGGUUUAAAUACAGGACAGAGAUUGCCCCUGGCAAGGGGGAUAUGCCCACCCUGACAGACAAGGACAGGGGCCGCUAUGCUCUUAUCAUCUAUGAGAAUGUCCUUAAAUAUGUGAACCUAGAUGCUUGGAACCGGGAGCUGUUGGACAAAUACUGUGUGGAGUAUGGAGUGGGGAUUAUAGGGUUCUUCAAAGCCAAUGAGAACAGCUUGCUCAGUGCUCAGCUCAAGGGAUUCCCCCUUUUCCUACACUCUAACCUAGGGCUCCGGGACUAUCACAUCAACCCCAGUGCCCCUCUGCUCUACAUCACUCGGGCCAACGAGGUGGAGCAGGGUCCCCUGCCCGGUGAUGACUGGACUGUGUUCCAAUCAAACCACAGCACCUAUGAGCCUGUGCUCUUGGCCAGCACAAAGUCUUCAGAAUCCAUUCCUCACCUGGCCACCCACAAAGCACUGCAUGCCACUGUCGUGCAGGACCUGGGUCUGCAUGACGGGAUCCAGCGGGUCCUCUUUGGCAAUAACCUCAACUUCUGGCUGCACAAACUUGUUUUUGUGGACGCCAUUGCUUACCUGACUGGCAAGCGCCUCUGCCUCACGCUUGACCGCUACAUCCUCGUGGACAUCGAUGACAUAUUUGUGGGCAAAGAGGGCACUCGCAUGAAGGUGUCUGAUGUGGAGGCUCUCCUGAACACUCAGAACAAGCUGAGAACAUUAGUCCCCAAUUUCACUUUCAACUUGGGCUUCUCUGGGAAAUUCUACCACACAGGUACAGAUGAGGAAGAUGAAGGUGAUGACAUGCUACUUAAACACAGGAAAGAGUUCUGGUGGUUCCCACACAUGUGGAGUCACAUGCAGCCUCACCUCUUCCACAACGUCACCGUGUUGGCUGAGCAAAUGAAGCUCAACAAGCAAUUUGCGCUGGAACAUGGGAUCCCCACGGACUUGGGCUAUGCUGUGGCCCCCCAUCAUUCUGGAGUUUAUCCCAUCCAUACACAGCUCUAUGAGGCCUGGAAAUCCGUCUGGGGCAUCCAGGUGACCAGCACUGAGGAGUAUCCCCACCUGCGGCCCGCCCGGUACCGGCGAGGGUUCAUCCAUAACGACAUCAUGGUGCUGCCUCGACAGACGUGUGGGCUUUUUACUCACACCAUCUUCUACAACGAAUAUCCUGGGGGCUCCAAGGAGUUGGACAAAAGCAUUCGGGGUGGUGAACUCUUCCUGACCGUGCUUCUGAACCCAAUCAGCAUCUUCAUGACACACCUGUCUAACUAUGGGAACGACCGGCUGGGGCUGUACACUUUUGAGAGCCUGGUCAAGUUUGUGCAGUGCUGGACCAACCUUCGCCUGCAGACUCUGCCUCCUGUCCAGCUAGCAAAGAAGUACUUUGAAAUCUUUCCCCAGGAGAAGAACCCACUGUGGCAGAAUCCCUGUGACGAUAAGAGGCACAAGGAUAUCUGGUCCAAAGAGAAAACAUGUGACCGGCUCCCCAAAUUCCUUGUCGUUGGACCCCAGAAAACUGGCACAACAGCUGUGCACUUCUUCCUGACCAUGCACCCAGCGGUCACUAGUAACUUCCCGAGUUCAGCCACCUUCGAAGAGAUCCAGUUCUUCAAUGGGCCCAACUAUCAUAAAGGAAUUGACUGGUACAUGGAAUUCUUCCCCAUCCCCUCCAACGCCAGCACAGACUUCAUGUUUGAGAAAAGUGCCAAUUACUUUGACACAGAGGUGGUACCAAAGCGUGGCGCGGCCCUGCUUCCACGAGCCAAAAUCAUCUCCAUUCUGAUCAACCCGGCCAUUCGAGCCUACUCCUGGUACCAGCACCAGCGCGCUCACAGCGACCCUGUGGCUCUCAAUUACACCUUUUACCAGGUGAUUACUGCGAAGUCCCAGGCCCACCUGGAGCUGCGCAACCUGCAGAGCCGAUGCCUGCUCCCUGGAAUGUAUUCGACUCACCUGGAACGAUGGCUGACGUAUUACCCCUCUGGGCAGAUUCUGAUUGUGGAUGGCCAGGAGCUCCGGCACAGCCCUGCUUCCAUCAUGGAGAACAUCCAGAAGUUUCUGGGGGUGACACCACUCUUCAACUACACCCAGGCCCUCAAGUUUGAUGAAGCAAAAGGAUUUUGGUGCCAGGUGCUAGAUGGAGGGAAGUCUAAAUGCUUGGGAAAGAGUAAAGGAAGGAAGUACCCUGACAUGGAUUCCUCGUCUCGGCUGUUCCUCACAGACUUCUAUCGGGAGUACAACAUCGAGUUAUCCAAGCUGAUGAACAGACUUGGGCAGCCCCUUCCCACGUGGCUCCGCGAGGAACUGCAGAAUUCCAGCUGGAGCUGA